Molecule: messenger RNA, 2677 nt
Organism: Anopheles stephensi (Asian malaria mosquito)
Lineage: Eukaryota; Metazoa; Arthropoda; Insecta; Diptera; Culicidae
Product: homeotic protein empty spiracles-like
Exons: 3
Coding region: 629-1906 (425 amino acids)
Biological process (GO): neuron differentiation; brain development; central nervous system development
Molecular function (GO): DNA-binding transcription factor activity, RNA polymerase II-specific; DNA binding
Source: RefSeq, a predicted model, not a curated record
UCGUUCAUUCAUUCCGAGUUAUGCGUUCGCUGUGCGCAGAUCGAUCGAUCGUCACCGUGUGUUGUUCGCGUUCGUUUGCUUUGUGAUCUUUCGCGUUGUGAAGUUGUUGUUUGAAGAGGAGGAGGAAGAAGAAGAAGAAGGAAGAAAAAUCAAAACCUGCUCGUUUUUUAUUAUUACUGGUGUGGAGCAAGGUGCUGCUUAAUAAAAGAAAGCAGCACACAGUUUCCGCGUGCGUGUGCGUUAAAGUGUGAUUAAGUGAGAAAACAAGAAAAAUUCCACCCAUUCAGUGUGUGUGCGCGUGUGUGCAUGUUCCGGAUGCAAAAGAUUUUGUGCUGACAAAUUAAAUCGUUUAUCUCAGUGACGUUUACGAUUGUGAGAGUGAAGCAAAAAAGCCCAAACAAACCCGCAUUUGGAAAGUGUCGUUUAAGUUGCAAAAAAAAACGGAAACUAGAAUUGGCCCACGCUUCAAGCACCAACACACGCGUGUUCAUGUGUGCGUACGUGUGGUGCAGCCGGUGAUGCUCGUUUAAGCGUGUUUCGACAGCAAAACAGGCAAGACAAAAUUGAGUCGCACACGAGUGCCGUUCGCGAACGACCGAGGACCCCGCCGACGACGACUGCCACCUUCAUGAUCGACACGUGCCGUACGGAGGAGAAGGUGUUCAAGAUUGCCACCAACUACAAGAUGCCGACGCUGCAGCCCCGGAUCGGUUUCAGCAUCGACUCGAUAGUCGGCAACACCACCCCGAAAUCGCCCCCAUCCCCCCCGCACACCAUCACCAAACCGGAAACGGGUGGUGCGGGUGGUCCGGGUGGUGGCCCCACCCAGCGUACGCCCAGCCCGCUCGCGUCCGAAAGCUACUCGGUGCGGUUGAACCGGCUCCAGAGUCUAUCGCCACCGCACAACUACAGCAUCACGCGCCUUCCGGAAAGUCCGCAAAGUCUGGAAGGAAGCCACGCAAGCGUCCGAUCGCUCGAGGCACUACAGUCACGCCUUUCGCCCCCGGUGAGCCACUCCAGCCCGGGCGCAGUUCCGCUUUCCCUCAAACGACCGCGCAGUCCAUCGCCGCCCGCAUCACCUCCCCCACCGCCAUCCGGUGUCGUCGGGAUGGGUAUGGGAGGACCGCAGGGAGGACCAGCACCACCACCACCACCCGGUGGUCCAUCGGUUGGACCGAUCGUUGUGCCCGGGCUACCGCCAGGACUCGUCCGCCCGUUCCCGGUCAGUCCCUCGCAACCACCCGCACAUCCUUCACACCCAUCAGCCCAGGGUCAACCGGGCCAAACGGACAUCAAGUCGUUGCCACCGUUCCUGCACACGCCCGAGAUGGUACAGGCGGCCCAUAAUCAACACUUUCUGGCCGCACAGUUCCAGGCGGCGGCACUGGCCCACGCCCAGGCUGGCCAACCGUUCCCACCGCAUCCGGCCACCGCGCAUCUGCACAAUCCGAACCUGCCGCCGCGGGACAGCUAUCCGCUCUAUCCGUGGCUGUUGAGCCGCCAUGGACGUGGUGUGUUCCCGAUCGGAUUCCCUGGAAACUACCUCAUACCGUUCCGCAAGUCGAAGCGAGUCCGGACCGCAUUCUCACCCUCGCAACUACUCAAGCUGGAGCACGCGUUCGAGAGCAACCACUACGUCGUCGGUGCGGAGCGUAAGCAGCUCGCCCAGAACCUAAACCUCUCCGAGACGCAGGUGAAAGUAUGGUUCCAGAAUCGUCGCACGAAACACAAGCGCAUGCAGCAGGAAGAGGGUGGCUCCGGAUCGGGCAAAUCGACCGACGGCGAUCAUCAGAAUCGGUCCGCCUCGAGCCCAACCGGUAGCUGCGAGGAGGAGGACGACGAGGACGAAUUCAUCGACAUGGACGAUUGUCCGAGCGAUGAGGAAAAUAUGCACCACAAUGGCUAAAAUUAAAAAAAAAUUUGGGACACUUUUCAUCGCCACGUCGGUUUGACGUCAGUGCCAAAAAACAAAACAUCCGCUUUUGUCUGGAAAACCCUGCUGUCGCGUGGCGCACGGUAACCAUUUGUACCCAGUGAGUAGAGAAGUUCGGAGGUGUUCGUUGGCUUUCCUUUGUUUAUGGUAAAAUUAAUUCGAAACACACACACAGAGACGGGCGUUGAAGCAGCCCACAACCGGAGCAAUCCCCUUUAUUUGAUAAGAAAUGAAAGUAUUACCGAGUUUUCCUAUAAUGUUGUUUGUAAAUUUUUGUGGUUAGGUUAGGCAAGAGAAGAUAAGGACACCAUUACCAGGAGGGAAUAUGUUUUUUUUCCUUGUUCGUAAAUCGACACAUGUACAUAGUCGCCAUAGGCCGGUAGGAAUAGAGUGGUGGCGCCCCUUGUUUGCGAAACGUGUUAGUCAUGUAGUAUAACCCUGUAACCCCGGUUUUACACUAAUGCUGCUACUAUAGACGGUAAACAAUCUUCCGAUACGAGGCUACGAAGAGAGAGAGAGAGAGGGAGAGAGAGCACGAUUAGUGUACGCGGUUCCAUGCAGUUUCAAUUACAGCCACACAUCUCCCAAUCGAGCGAGCGAGUUAGUGACUGAGUGGUUAGUAACCCUGUAAAUUAUCGUAAUAUUUAAUGAACUAGCUAUAACAAAAACGCAUUCGGAUGUAGUAUGCAGCCGGACGAAGCAAACGUAUUGUAAUUGAUCAAUAAAUAUUAAACAAAACAUUAA